ACCCACGGGCUCCUUCUGCACCCCGACCCUCUGAGCUCCUCCCUGCCCAGUGCACGGGAUCCCAGGGCCACCCGCUCCAGCCGCAGACGCCGCCGCAGUCCCAUCCAGUGCCAUGUCCCUGCUCUGGCUGGUGCCCGUCGGGCAGAAGCUGCUGCUUUGGAGCGCACUGAGCGCCGCGUGCCUGGCGGCCGCCUCCCUCCUGCUGAGCUUCCUGCGGGUGGUGGCGUUCUAUACGCGAAACUGGCAGCGGCUGCGCUCCGUGCCCACCGUCGCGGGCGCCUGGCCCGUGGUGGGACACGCACUGGUGAUGAAGUCCGACCCGAGGGAAUUUUUCCAGCAGCUAAUUACUUAUUCUGAAGAAUACCGCAAAAUGCCAUUGAUAAAACUUUGGCUUGGGCCAGUGCCAUUGAUGAUCCUUUACAAAGCAGAAAAUGUGGAAAUCAUUUUAAGUAGUUCAAAGCAAAUUGAUAAGUCCUCUAUGUACAAAUUCCUGGAACCAUGGCUUGGCCUAGGACUUCUUACAAGUACUGGAAACAAGUGGCGUUCCAGGAGGAAAAUGUUAACACCCACUUUCCACUUUACAAUUCUGGAGGACUUCUUAGAGGUCAUGAAUGAACAAGCCAGUAUACUUAUUGAAAAGCUUGAAAAACAUGUUGACAAGAAAGCAUUUGACUGUUUUCUCUACAUCACCCUUUGUGCACUAGAUAUCAUCUGUGAAACAGCAAUGGGUAAGAAUAUUGACGCUCAAAGGAAUGAUGAUUCCGACUAUGUUCGUGCAGUUUAUAGUAUGAGUGACAUAAUCCUUCACAGGAUGAAACUGCCCUGGCUCUGGCUUGAUUCUGUAUUCCAUAUGUUUAAGGAAGGAAUUGAACAUAAAAAGAGCCUAAAGAUCCUGCAUGAUUUCAGCAAUAGUGUCAUCACUGAAAGGGCCAAUGAAUUUGAGAGAGAGGAAAAAUGCAAAGCUGAGAACAACAGCACCUCCAAAACCAAACGCAAGGCUUUUCUUGACUUGCUUCUGAAUGUAACUGAUGAGGAAGGAAACAAGCUAAGUCAUGAAGAUAUUCGAGAAGAAGUUGACACCUUUAUGUUUGAGGGCCAUGAUACCACCGCUGCUGCAAUAAACUGGUCCUUGUACCUCUUGGGUUCUUAUCCAGAAGUCCAGAAAAAAGUGGAUGAGGAACUGGAUGAAGUGUUCGGGAAGUCUGAUCGCCCUGUUACAACAGAGGACCUGAAAAAACUUAAAUAUCUGGAAUGUGUUAUUAAGGAGACUCUUCGUCUAUUUCCUUCGGUUCCUUUAUUUGCUCGUCAACUUAAUGAAGAUUGUGAAGUUGCGGGCUACAAAAUUGUGAAAAACGCUGAAGCAAUCAUCUUUACCUAUGGACUGCAUAGAGAUCCACAAUAUUUCCCAGACCCUGAGGUGUUCAAGCCAGAAAGGUUCUUUCCUGAGAACUCUCAAGGACGCCAUCCAUAUGCAUAUGUGCCCUUCUCUGCUGGACCAAGAAACUGUAUAGGCCAAAGGUUUGCCAUGAUGGAAGAAAAGACCAUCCUUUCCUGUAUCCUGAGACAGUUCUGGAUAGAAUCCACCCAGAAGAGAGAAGAGCUUGGUGUGGCAGGAGAUCUGAUUCUUCGGCCAACCAAUGGCAUUUGGAUCAAGUUGAAGAAGAGACACUCAGAUGAGUCCUAGCUCUGAGACAAGGCUAUGCCUUAAUCCUGAGAAGUAUUUACUAAAAGAAGCUUUGCAUUUAUAAUUUAUAGAUUUUGAUUUUGAAAACCUUAACCCCUAGACCUAAUUUUUUUAAACACACUAACACUGAUGUUAGCUCUACUAAAUAGAGUCUUUAAAUUUUCAUUACCACCAGAGAUCUUAUGUUGUUACUGAUAACUAAGUAGAGUUAAAUGAUAUUUUUUCUUUUAAUAAAAACUUCAUAAUCCUCUCAAAAGACACAGCAAAUUAAAUUUUAUUAGACAGGCCCAAAGGGCAUAUUAAUGUUAAGUGGGUUUUUUUUUUUGCUGUUUCAGGAAUAAUUAUAUGCACCUAUACCUAUGCAUUCAAGCUGAAAGAGAAUAUUGUCUAUUAACUUGAAUAGCUUACAUCUCUAAUGAUAUCAACAAUGACAAUAAUUACUGACAUUUCAGGUUUUUAUCACAGAAAUAGGUAAUACAUAAUUUAAUUCAUGGAUUCUAUGCUCAUUUUUCUUUAGACAUUGAACUUAGAACUCUUAUUUCACUCUUAUUGCAUGACAAAUAUGUCAGAUGCUAUUGUAGAGAUUCCUCUUGGAAACAGACAAUCUUUCAUAGUACCUGAUAGGGCUGUUGAAUGGAUUUUGGAAUAAGACGAACCAAACUUACACAGAUUGUUUCUUUACUGUUUCCAAGUCAAUCACAGAUAUAAAACACAAAUAAAGAGGAUGGAGGUUGUAUUGUUUGAUAUAAAUCAAAGGCAGAAUUUAUAAAAUAAAUUAUUUAUCGAACAGUACAAGAUAAGGCAUAUGAAGGGGUCAGUGGCUCUAUCUACUUAACCAUCCCAAAGAGCCUCUGUGUAGACAUCCUAGUAUUUAAAACGAUCAUAAGAGUCAAGGAAAUAUCUAAUGCAGUUGAAAAAGACACCCUAUCACUAACUUUGUAUUUAAAACUGGGGUGGGAGAGAGUUUGACUGGCUAGAGCACAUGCAAGAGGUCCAGGUUUGAUCGCUGGCACAGCACAGUCCUCUGAACAUCACCAGUUGUAUCCCAACACAAUAAAAACAGAAAACAAAAUUUCAAAAGUACAUUUAAGUAGAAAAUACCCUUACAAAAUGAUUCAAUAUUUUAAAUGUAUUCUUGGAAAUCAGUAUUAUUUCUCAAUUUUAUGUUCUUAAAAAUUUAUAUUUAACCCUUUCAAAAUAAAAAUCAGUGACUGUAUUAGAUGUGAAAUUACCUUUUAAAUACAACAUAAAUUUUAUCAUUUGGCUGGGGAUCUUAAUUUUUCUCAUAAUGUUUAUUAAUAUCUCAAUAAAUAGUCACUUUUACCAUCAAUGUUUAGUUUCUUUCAUGUUCUGUGGUAGUCAAUGUGGAUGAUAAUUAUUUUAAAU
Suncus etruscus (white-toothed pygmy shrew) is the source of this 3070-nucleotide messenger RNA. Its product is annotated as cytochrome P450 4V2-like. The transcript is spliced from 11 exons. The record is from RefSeq and is a predicted model, not a curated record. Gene Ontology annotation, molecular function: oxidoreductase activity, acting on paired donors, with incorporation or reduction of molecular oxygen; heme binding; monooxygenase activity. Bases 113 to 1684 code for a protein of 523 amino acids. NCBI's taxonomy places the organism in Eukaryota, Metazoa, Chordata, Mammalia, Eulipotyphla, Soricidae.